Coccinella septempunctata (seven-spotted ladybird) is the source of this 2432-nucleotide messenger RNA. RefSeq lists its product as uncharacterized. The transcript is spliced from 8 exons. Lineage: Eukaryota; Metazoa; Arthropoda; Insecta; Coleoptera; Coccinellidae. The record is from RefSeq and is a predicted model, not a curated record. The coding region runs from base 73 to 2316 and encodes 747 amino acids.
AAUGCUGAAGUUUCAGCAACGUCAAAAUUUUCGAAUCGCGAAAACAUUAAUCGGAGCAAAAUAAACAGUUCCAUGGAGAAUUCAAAAAUUGUGCAACUACACGAAAUCAUCAAGAAUUCACUUGCAACGUAUCUCAGUUAUAAAUGGUCUGCGGACAAGUUAUAUCUCAAAAAAAGGAAGAAGAAAUACCAAAAGGAGGAAAAUCACAAGAAGAAAAAGCCCGUCAGUUUGGAUAGGGAACGAUCGGUUAUAAAUUUGGAGAACAACGUUUUCAUAUACGACGCUAGGGACAAAACUUUUACUCAGCUUGAUUUAUGUGACUGUUUCAAAAACGGAUUGAAAUACAGGAAAAUUGAUCCUUUCGCAAACGCAACAAAGCCCGUCAAGAAGAAAUACCAACUCUGCGAAUUACAGCAACAAUCUCCGGCAGAGCUUCGUGAAUAUCAGAGCUAUCAACUUGCCGAUGUCAAAGAUAGCGUCGAGCGAAUUUUCAGUAAUCAACUGAUGAAGAGGGGUAAUAACUGGACCAAGGCUAUCAACAAUUUAUGUCCUUCAAAAUUCGAUCUUUUCAUACAGAAAGAGUUGAAUAAAUGCGCCGGGAAAAAUUUUGAUGUGAAAUCGUUCAAAAUAAACGCAAAACAAGAAACAAGCUCGACCUCCAACGACCAAGUUUGCAGCAGUGCUGCAAUUGGGUACUAUACGAUCACAACGUAUGAUAAUGCUCUGCAGUGCCAGAAUCCCAAUAUCAGUAACAGAAAAGGUAGAAAAUUGAGUACAAAGCAAUGUAAUUUCAUCGGCUUUCGAGAGGAAACAUCAGUAUGCCCGAAAAAAUUGUACAGUAAGGGACUACAAUGCAAGUUGUCCAAUCAUCAUCAGCAGAAGAAAGGGAAGAUUUCUCCAACGAAGGAUCUGGGUGUGCAAUGUUUCUACGCAUCCAAAGGAGAACCGAAAAAGGAUUGCGUUGACGAAAGAAUCGGAGACGUUCGAACGCAAAACAAGAAGACCCCACUGCCGAGACAAAGAAACUUGUCGCCCAAAAAAAUCACGAGGAAAAGGCAUGGCAGUCUGAGUGAUCUCUUCCCGCCUCCCGAGUCCAAAAACGUCGGAAACCUGAUACAAAUCAACAGUAGCGCCGAGAUACGGAGAAUCCUAAACGACGAAUCGGAUUCCAGCUUGACUUUGUCGAACACGGGAGAGUACUUCAGGACGUACCUGAGCCCCAGACCACUCAUGACCUAUUAUCAGACGAGUUCGACUUCCAAAGAUAACAGAGGUGACACAAACGAUGAACGAUACGCCAGAAAUCAACCGAUAGUUAGGGUAAUGGCGGCUGCGAACAAUAAGCAAUUCUCCCACGUCGAUGCCAUAAUUGUCACGGCACAAUCCAAUCAUACCUCCCCUGUCUGUUCGGUGCACUGUAAGAAAAACGAAAUCAUCAAGCAGUGCGACUGUACAUACGAGAGCACCAAACAUAAGAAUCAGGGUCAGGAUUCAUUCAAUCAGCCGUUAGUUCGUACUGUGUGCUCUUCGAAAUGUACCGGGCCUUGUUCAGCGGCUAGAAAGACAGCAGCGACCCUCACAUGUCCGAGCGAUUGCCCAUGUCCGGGCCAAAGAUACGUGGAAAGACGUAACCCCAUGAUACCAUGCGUUUGUCCUCCACCUCCGAGAAAAGCUUGCUGCGAGUGUAACAAAGAGGUGUCCGCGGCUUGCAUUUGCGAUCUUCUGUGCAAUCUAAGGGAGAGGAUCAAGAAACAAACCGAGGUGCAGAAUAGGAACCUUGAUCAGAUACUGGAGGAGCUGGACAAACAGGACAAAGAGAUACAGCUGAUUAGGCAGUUCGUGGAGAAGUCUAAGAAGAAGAAAAAGUACAAAUGCUGUGCCAAGAAGAACGCUGUCUGUUCCUGUUACGCAGCAACGGUGCAAUAUGAUUUCAAUAGUUCUCCGCCAGUUGGUGCAGCAGAGGUAUUCGAAGAGAAUGAAGCGGAUGAAUGUGUUUUACCCGAAGUUGAUGAGAUGAAUGAGGAGGAAGAACCUGAAAUAAUUCAAAUAUUCGGAUCGAAGAACAAACCUGAGAUGAAAAAUGAACAAGCUCUCGAGAAAGAGUCUUGGAAAGCGCUAUGGAAGAAAAAUAGCAGAGGUCCUUUCGCGAACGAAUUCUUCAAGAAGAAAAACAACAUUCGAAAAAAAUGCUCAUCUUCUUCCAAUGGUCCAGAUGAAAAUUCGCAAUCGAGAGAAAAUAAAAAAGAUAACAAGUACAAUAAAUGGUUCUCGAAAUUAGUUUGUUCUAAAAAAGAUUUGAGAAAGAAUGUAUCCUGAUGAUCCCUACACUUCUUGGCGCUAUUUAGGCGGUUCAGUAUCCAUUGUGCAGUCGAAAUUCCGAAGUGAGCUUUGUGUAAUUUUGAAUAAUAAAAUAGCAGAGUGAAGAAAUCUGA